Messenger RNA from Heteronotia binoei (common prickly gecko), 2493 nucleotides. RefSeq names its product chloride channel CLIC like 1 (gene CLCC1). The record is from RefSeq and is a predicted model, not a curated record. NCBI's taxonomy places the organism in Eukaryota, Metazoa, Chordata, Lepidosauria, Squamata, Gekkonidae. Gene Ontology annotation, cellular component: endoplasmic reticulum; membrane. Gene Ontology annotation, molecular function: chloride channel activity. The transcript has 14 exons. Bases 440 to 2194 code for a protein of 584 amino acids.
ACGCUAGAAUUCGGCCCCCACCCAGCCGAGCAGCCGAUCGGUCGCUUAGGCUGGGGGCCGUCCAUUGCCUCCCGGAAGGAGGAGACAGUGGACUUCCUUCUGUGGGUGGGGGUGACGCAGUUCCGAAUCGCACUCUCGGCAGUUCAGCUGCACAUUAGCUGUGCGGUCUGUGUGGCCUUGAGAGCGCGUGUGUUUUCGGCGUGUUUUUACACGCAGGGAGCCGAGCGCGCUGCGGCAGCAGCAAGAGGAGCCGCGGCCCAGCUGAUUCCUCCUUCCGCAUCCGGAGGAGCGGCGUGCGUCGCGGGCGGAGUCCAGUCGUCGUCGUGGAUGGGUUUGAGGAGCAGCGGCUGCUGGUUCUGGAAGGUCCCCUCAACUCUGGGGGGAGGGACCUCAGCUUGAUCAAGGCUUGCUUUCCUAUGAACUUCUGAUACAAUUGAGGAUGCUGCUUUCCUUUGUAAUGUGUGCCAUUCUGCUGGUUGGAAGUGGUGAGAAUGACGAAUGGAUUGAUCCAACAGACAUGUUGAAUUAUGAUGCAGCUUCAGGAACCAUGAGAAAGCCUGAUGUGGUGAACCAGGAUGCUUCAGAAAAUAAGAAAAUACCAAAAGAGACAGUGGUGGCAGGAAAUGUUUUGGAUGUUUCCAAGUGCCAAAGAAAACUAGAUUCAGCCAUUCAGAAGCUUGAAGAAUAUGAAAAGAAAGAGAGAGCCAAGUUGUAUGAAAGCAAUAGCAUUCAUGUUUUUAAGAGAUACUUGAAUAAGAUUUUAAUUGAAGCAGGAAGACUUGGUCUACCUGAUGAUAUUACUGGAGAUAUGCAUUAUGAUGCUGAGAUCAUCCUUACUAAACAGACAUUGAAUGAAAUCAGCAGAUUUCUUAAUGAAGAGGGCUGGAAAUCAGCUGCUUUGGAUGAUGCACUUAGUGAUAUUCUGAUUAAUUUUAAGCAUCAUGAUUAUGAGGCUUGGAAGUGGAAAUUUGAGGAUGUGUUUGGGGUUGAUCCCUACAAUAUCUUCAUGGUACUUCUGUGUUUAGUGUGCAUCACAGUAAUUGUUGCUACAGAACUCUGGACACGCAUAGGUUGGCUAACACAACUCAAACGUGUUUUAUUCAUUAGUUUUCUCAUCAGUUUUGGAUGGAACUGGAUGUAUUUAUAUAAGGUAGCCUUCGCACAGCAUCAGGCUGAAGUGGCAAAAAUGGGGAACUUUGAUAAUGUGUGUACUGAGAAAAUACAUUGGAGUGAUGGCCUCUUAGAAUGGUUUAGAAGUUCAUGGACAUUCCAGGAUGACCCUUGCCAAAAGUACUAUGAAACCAUAUUAGUAAAUCCUAUUUGGCUGGUUCCUCCAACAAAGGCUUUGGCUGUUACAUUUACCAAUUUUGUAACAGAGCCAUUGAAGCACAUAGGGCAAGGAAUUGGUGAAUUUAUUAGAGCACUCAUGAAGGAGAUCCCAGUGUUACUACAGCUUCCAGUGCUAAUCAUUUUAGCUGUUGCAGUUUUGAGUUUCUGCUAUGGGGCAGGAAAAUCAGUUACUGCAUUAAGGCAGUUAACCCACCAAGAGAGACAAGAGCCUCCCUCUCUUCCACCAAGCAACCCCAAAAGACAAGAACCUAUAGCAUAUUACCAAUCUAAUGGAGCAGACGAUAGAGUUAACUACUCAGUGGAGUGUAUUGACUGCACCAAUAGAGAGCCAUUUGACAGAGGAGAUUCUUCGAAAGCAAGAAGUGUGUGCCAAAAACCUCAAGAAGGCAACAAAAGCAACAUUGAUACUUUGCGAGCAUGUGAUAUGCUAGAUCUUGAAGAGCAUCCCAAAGUGGCAUCCAAGAGUAACCUACCUUUAGAAGAAGAAAAGUUGCAAGUAGAACUGGGGAAAAAAGAAAGUGAAAACCAUGGGAUCAGGCUGUAUAGCGAACCAAUGGUUCAGACUGACAGAGUACAGACAGACAGCACAGGUCAAAACAUGGAUGAAAUAAACAUAGCUGAACCAAAGAGACUAUACCACAUAGAAGAAUCUACAAACAGGAAUGAAGAGGAAGCAAAGUUUAACUCUGCAGAGGAUAGGGAAUUGAAGCAAGAUGCUCAGGAGACAAUGGAAGGAUCAGAGAAGAGGAGUAAGAGCACGUCAUGUGAAUUAAAGGAACACACAAAGAUGAUUAUGGAAAAUUUGAGCUUUACUGAACAAAAUCAGAGGAAUUCUGCUUCCUGAUAGAUUCCAGCUGUACCAGGGAAUUCUCCCACCCCCUUAUUUCUAUUUGGAAAAAAAAUCUGUACAAGUGAACUACUUCCAAGGUUUCACCCAACACCCAAUACAUUUUAAUUAGAUCAUUGUAUUGUUCUCAGAGGCCUGAAUUCUGUUUUGCUGGUAUUUGAGCCCCUUAUAACAGUUUUAAUAUAUUGAAAAAGCAUUCCGUGGCAGAAUAAUAUUGAAAACCAAAGACACAUUUUAUAAAAAAAAUUUUUUUUUGCAGAUGCUGUUUGUGAGCAAAAUAAAAACUUUCAUGAUAA